Molecule: messenger RNA, 896 nt
Organism: Salvelinus sp. IW2-2015
Lineage: Eukaryota; Metazoa; Chordata; Actinopteri; Salmoniformes; Salmonidae
Product: 1-phosphatidylinositol 4,5-bisphosphate phosphodiesterase eta-1-like
Source: RefSeq, a predicted model, not a curated record
AAGGGGAAACAUUAGUUUCAGCUUCUACGUAUACAUAUAUAUUUUACAGCUAAUUGUCAUCCUUGCAACUCUCCCAAGCUAAGCUGGUACACUCUUCCUUUCCAGUGGAGUCCACUAGUCCUGAACCCCAGCUUUACCAUAAUGCACUUUCUAGGAGCCAACAAGGGUCGUCCGCUGCGAGGCAUCAGAGGCUUAUUCAACAGGUCCUCUAAGUCGUCAGUAGACACCAGCUGUGGUUCGGCUCUCAGGAAACGCUCCAUCAGUGACCUCCUCCUCCGACGCACCGCCAGCGCCCCCGCCAACCGACGCAAGAAAACCAAGAUGAAGCUCGCUGAGUCCUCCACCUCCAUAUCAGACCGCAAGGCCUCCAUAUCAGACGGCAAGGACAGAGUGGGGSCCGGGGAAGGGGCUGGGAGGGAGGGCUCCAAGGACAGUGAAAGGGACAGGGAGAGGGUAAGGGUGGAGAGGAGCCCCCCACCUCACGCCCCCCUCUCCCACAGACCCGUCUCCAUGCCUCUGGAGAGGCUACUGCAGGGACAGCUCUCCCUCUGCUCCCCCGAACAGGAGCAGACUGACCUGGGUGCAGACACACYYAUCGGUGGGUAGACCUCCUCUGGASACCUAACACACUCUUACAUCAACCAUGAUAAUAAAAACAAUAUGUUCUGUAACAAGUAAUAUGUUAAAAUUGACAUCUAAGAAGAAACAGCAGUGAUUUUCUCUGUUUGAAUGAGGUUAGAGCMUCAUGUUACCUAUUUCUCAGAGCAAUACAUGAUCCUGGUUUACCUGUAAAAGCAGAGCAACUAGUCUUGUCUGGUUUGGUUGCUACAUGUGACAUCACGCUUAGAGUUGAAGUUGUCAUUGGUUGUGUUGCGCUCUCUUUGAAACAAAUGUUU